Molecule: messenger RNA, 840 nt
Organism: Rhododendron vialii
Lineage: Eukaryota; Viridiplantae; Streptophyta; Magnoliopsida; Ericales; Ericaceae
Exons: 4
Coding region: 108-647 (179 amino acids)
Source: RefSeq, a predicted model, not a curated record
CUCGUUCUGCUCUCUCAACUUCCUAUCAUCUCUCCCUGCCAGUUUUAAGCCCGCUCUUUCUUUCUAGAGAGAGAGAGAGAGAGAGGAGAGAGUGGGGAUCAACUGCCAUGAUAUCCAAUUCACUCUCUCCUCAACUGGACCUUUCCACUAUUCCACACCGAUUCAGAAAUCUUCCACAUAUUCAAAACAGAUUCCAACGAAUUAAGGCCAAGCGAGUUUGCCCUUCCAAUCUGUUUGCGAAAUUGUCUGAACCAAUUUUUCUCCAGAAGUCUGUUGUUCCCUUUGCUGCUUCGAUUGCGAUUUUGUUCUUCUCCAAUCCAGCUAAAGCCGGAUUUAUGUCAGGUUUCCCUGGUAUAGAAUCAGUGCCAGGCCCUGAAUUACCCAAGAUUGAGUUUCUUAAUCGCUUUAACGAAGAAAAUCAGAAAAAGUAUGCUGAAGAUGAUGCUAGAAUCAAAGAAUCGCCUAUAGUUAAAAAGCUACUUGAACAGUCUAAGCUGAACAAAGAGAAGAACAAACAAGAAAUUCUUGACAAGUACUGCCUUCGUGGGGCAGAGUGGGGAGUUGGAGAUUGUUCAGCAGAGGGAAUGACGCCAGACGACAGAGACAAGUUCAUUGCCAUGUUGAAGCAGAAGGUUGGAGUUGAGUGACUGAAGCAGUUGUAGAUUGUCAUAGAUUAGCAGUAGAGAUAAAUCCAUUGUUUCCGAAACUGUUUUCACUUUCAUAUGGUAAUAUGUUUUCCUCCAUAAACUUUGUAACAUGUUUUUAUGAUGAAUCGAAUAUAUUCUUAUGUUAUUUUCUGAAUUCCUGAGAUUGCAAUUUAAAGUGUAAUCUAUUUGCUUA